Molecule: messenger RNA, 2888 nt
Organism: Anopheles bellator
Lineage: Eukaryota; Metazoa; Arthropoda; Insecta; Diptera; Culicidae
Product: zinc finger protein 883
Exons: 11
Coding region: 168-1826 (552 amino acids)
Source: RefSeq, a predicted model, not a curated record
UUUUUUUCCGAAUAAUUGUGUUUACUUAGGAAAGCGUAAUCGGAAAACAGUUUCUGGCGGUUUUAUAAUGUUUUGCUAAAGUGUACUUUGAGUACCCUGGGUGGCCGUCGCUGGCUGAGCUGUCGCAUUUACUCCGUGGUCAAUGUCUUGAAGGAAUCUCCAAAGGGAUGAUGCCCAACUUCUACGAUGGUUCGCGUCCCACGAUGGUGCCCACCAGCUCCAGUCUGCCGGUGCUGCUGGGAAACAACGUAAACCAAGGGGACGCGAACUCAAAAAAGAACCUGCUCCACUUCGAUCUGGAAGCCACUCUGCAGACGAUCGAUAACGAAGUGCUCGAUGGCGAGGAAGGAAGCUGUCCGAUUUGCAAUAAAACGUUCAGCCGCAAAAGCUCGCUUUUGAACCACAUCCGUAAUCACUCGGCGGAGAAGAAAUACGUUUGUGAAUUUUGCCAGAAAGGUUUCACACAGCAAGCCAAUCUGCGUAAUCACGUGCGUAUUCACACCAACGAACGGCCAUACGUUUGUGUCGACUGCGGGAAAGCCUUUACUCAGAUUACGAAUCUGAACAACCACAGACGAUUGCAUACAGGCGAAAGACCAUACGUUUGUAUAGAGUCAAAUUGUGGCCGUUCGUUUGCGCAGGUCACAAACUUGAACAACCACAUGAAAACGCACCACAAGACCACCCUGUACGUAUGCAACCAGUGCCCGCGCAAGUUUAGCCAAGUAACUCAAUUGAACCUUCAUUUAAUUACCAACCACAGUUCGGCUAGGGGCUUUUUCUGUCCGCAGUGCCCAAACAAAUCUUUCAAGCAGCAAUCGCACCUGCAGCAGCACAUGAAAAUACACGGCACAAACUUCGGAUACUCGUGCACCAAAUGCGAGGAAAAGUUUAUUCAAGAAUCGCAUCUCGUGCUGCACAUGAAGCAGCACGGCGAUUACGCCUGCACCAUGUGCACGAUGACCUUUAACGAUGAGGUUCUGCUGAAGAAGCACGUACAAAGGCACAUCGACGGGAGAUAUCUAACCUGUCCGGUCAUUAGCUGCGGCGAGGGUUUCACGAUGAAAAACCACCUGACGAAGCACAUGCAAAUGCACCAUCCCGCCGUUGAUCUCAAAAAACUGGGCGGGCAGGCCGGUGCCAAUAAGGCGCCGAAACACUUCUGCCAUUACCACAACUGCAACGACUCGUUCGAAACGGCCGACGGGCUGAGCAAUCACUUGCGCCUAGCGCACGGGCUCCCGGUCGGGUUGCCGCUGCCAGACGAUAAAAAACUGAUCCAACACGGACUGCACGGUUUGAACGGCAUCGAACCGCCCCAGCACCUGAUCCAGCAGCUGCACCCAGCCUCGGCCGUGAUGAACGCCAGCUUUCAGUCAUAUCAGAAUCAGAUUAAUCAGGCGAACCAGCAGCAAGAGAACGGUGGCGGGUCCGCCGAUAGCAAGCAAAAGGUUCUCUCUGUAUCGGAGAUGCUGAGCAUCAAUGAUCAUCUGAAUCAACAUCAGCAAGUGCAACAUCAGCAGGCGCAGCAACAUCAACAGAAUCAGCACCAUCAGCAGCAGCAACAACACCAUCUGCAACAACGAAGCAGCGAUAUGGGCGUGAAAACCGACAUCGACCAAUCACUUGAAGACAAAAUGAACAAUUUCAAUCGCAUUAAAACGGAGCUGCAAGCCAACAUGCUGGCCCAGACGCAAAAUCUGUUCGGCAUCUCGGGCACACUGAACACGCUGGCGGCCCAGCCGAAACUGAUCUGCAACUAUUGCUAUAACGUUUUCAAGACACCGCAAACACUGUCGCGGCACAUUGAAAAGUUUCACAGUUAAAUCUGUGCCGUGUGCCGUCGCUGGAUCCGGUUUUUGGUUUUGCGUGUUUCGUUUUCCAUACACUCGUCAAUAAUCCUCUCGGGACGCGACCGGGAGUGGAGAUUUAUCGCAUUUACAUUUGGCCGCCCUUCCCCGCCACACGGUAGCUACCAUGUAACGUUUUAGUAUACGUAACCGAUCGACAUGCUUAGGCGUAACUUUCAUCCAAUUACCAGUGUUAUCCAUCCUCCGAGUCUCUAAUCGUUCUGUUACAAAACAAGGGUUCUAGCAGAAAAUGGUUGAAACAGAAAACGAGGCAUUGUUAAUGGAACGCGAACAAACAUGAAACUAUUUGUACACCUUGCAUCUCAUAGGGUUUGUUUAGGGUCAUUCAUGAUUAUGCUCAAAAGACUGCACGUACUCUCUGUCUCUCUCGCGGGGUACGGGUGGCGUAUUUUGGUGGUUACAAAACGAAUUGCAUAAGUUGUAGCGCAUUUACCUUAAAGAAAGGAAAUCCGAAAAGAAAACUUAGUUAAGGCAGCAGGGAAUAAAAAUGUUUCUACAAAAAAGUACAAAGUGAGCGAAAACAAUUUUUAAAUCAACUCUCGCGGACGAAGCAGUAGGAAGGGAAUGUGAGCAUAAGAAAUAUUUUCCCUCAGUUGCAACCCGUGUAUUGACGAGCGACAAUGAUGUAUUAAUUGUAGGGCUAAAAACUUUUAACAAUAUAUUUACCGGCGGCCAUUUGUUGUUAGAAAAAAAACAGACCGACAGGCAUAAAGAGAGAGAGAGAGAGAGAAAAAGAUGUAAAAGUACUAUUGAAACCCAUUUAAAUGUCUGAACCAUUAACGUAGAAAGUGUGCCGGAACCACUUCGUCAACUCGUUAGAAAGGAGGAAUGGUGUUCGUGUAGGAUAAACGGAACAGUUUACGCCGUUGUUGAACAUCUCUCACUGCUUUCGUAUGAGCCUAUACCGUGUAAACCGAUUGAAUGUAGAGUGAAGUAUGUUUAUGUCAAGUUCAACAUAAAUCCGGGGUACUUGAGGCAAUACCUAGAUUAAUGAGAAAUAAAUGGAACUACUAUUUC